AUGGGGCUCGCUGACUUAUGGGGCCACCACUGGGUGGGAAUCCUGCUUGCAGCCUCGCUUUUGACCAUGUGGAGUCUGCCAGCUGCAGCCCAGUUCACCACCAAUGCCAACCCACUGACCAUCACCCAAGGUGAGAAGGACGUUGUUCCAUCUAUGUCCUGGACACCCUGGGCACCCCAGACUCAAUGGCAGAUUCAGAGAUAACUGCUGUCCAGGCCCACCAUUUUGAUCAGCCAGGCCGUUGCCAUAGAAGAGAGAGAAGAGGUGACCCUCUCCUGCGACACCAAGGACGCCAACGUUACCAUCCGCUGGUUCUCCAAUGAUCUCCCCAUCGUGUUCCAUGAGCGCAUGCUGCUGUCCACAGAUGGCAAGACCCUCACCAUCCUGCCCGUGCAGCGGGAGGACUCCGCGCCUUACAAAUGCCAAACUCGGGGUUUCCACCAGGCCCAGAGCAGUGAUCCUGUCCUCCUGACUGUGAACUAUGGUCCUGACCCAUUCGAGAUCAAGGUGGAUUCUGGCGUAUCCAGCAGGGGAGUGGUUGAGGUGACAGAGGGCUCCACUGUGACCUUCUCUGUGGAAACACAGUCUCACCCACCUCCUGACUAUUCCUGGUUUUUCCACAAUAAUUCCACCCCAUCUUCCACCGAGAGAACGGUCACCAUCCAGGCUGUGUCCAUGGAACAUGAAGGCAUGUACAGGUGCCUGGUGUCCAACAGUGCCACCCACCUGCUCCGCCUGGGUGCUCUUCAAGUCCGAGUGCUUGAAAUGCUGCCCAAGCCUCACAUUGUGUCCUCAAGCCUGACUCCCGUGGAAAAUGCCAGCUCCGUGACGCUGACCUGCCAGACCUCCCGCAAGGUGACUGCAGUCCUGUGGUUCCUGAGGGGCCAGGCCCUCCGGCCGAGCGAGCACCUGAUGCUGUCGGCUGGCAACUGGAGCCUGGUCAUCCACAGCCUCCAGCGAGACGACACGGGCCCCUAUGAGUGCGAGGUGUGGAGCCGGGGCAGCCAGGCGCGAAGCGAGCCCCUCACGCUCACCAUCGGCUAUGGCCCAGAUCGAGUGGACAUCACCAGCAGGGCGGCGUCUGGGGUGGUCGGCACUAUCCAGGCAGAGCUCAACUCCAGCCUGACCCUGCAGUGUCAGGCAGAGUCCCAGCCGGGCGCUAAGUUUCACUGGACCCUUGAGCACUCCACCGCUGUGUAUGUGGGGGAGCAGCUAAUCAUCGAGGCCCUGACCUGGGAAUACGAGGGCAUCUACAACUGCACGGCCUCCAACCCGGUGACCCACCUGGCCCGCUCUGCCUCUGUCCUGGUCAGAGUGGCAGGUCCCAGGUCUUCCCUGUCUGCAAGAGUCAUUGCUGGCAUUGCCCUUGGGAUCCUGACUCUCAUUACCCUAUCCGCAGGGCUGGGCUAUUUCCUCUGCAACAGAAACGCCAGACGGUUCUCAAGCAAAAAAGUGGAGGACCCCAUCCAGGAGGGAGCAACACCCACCUCUGCAGAGGGGCCCUGUGCAGUGUCCUGUUCCAGUAAGUGACUUCAUCGUUGAUGCCCAGGGCAGCAGCGGGGUCUGGGGAAGGGGCUGGUACCAG
This is a messenger RNA of Lontra canadensis (Northern American river otter), 1585 nucleotides long. It is a transcript of the gene CEACAM20, whose product is annotated as CEA cell adhesion molecule 20. Gene Ontology annotation, cellular component: cell surface. The record is from RefSeq and is a predicted model, not a curated record. Lineage: Eukaryota; Metazoa; Chordata; Mammalia; Carnivora; Mustelidae. The transcript is spliced from 8 exons. Gene Ontology annotation, biological process: heterophilic cell-cell adhesion.